AUGCGAUUAUGGUAUGCAUGUCGCCAAUGUCUGUCUUUCUCUCUGACACUCUCUCUGUCACUUUCUUUCCCUUUUUCUUUCACUCUCUCUCUCUCUCUCUGUCACUUUCUUUCUCUCUUUAUGUCUGUCUGUCUGUUUCUCUCUGUCACUGUCAUUUUCUAUCUUUCUUUUACUCUCUCUCUCUAUCACUUUCUCUCUCUGUCACUUUCUCUCUUUGGGUCUGUCUGUCACUCUCUAUCUCGGUCACUCUGUAAUUUUUUCCUUUCUUUCUUUCACUUUCUCUCUCUCUCUCUGUCACACUCUCUCUGUCUUUCUGUCAUUUUCUUUCUCUCUCUCUCUCUCUGUCACUCUCUCUCUCUCUGGCACUGUCAUUUUCUAUCUCUCUUUCUUUUACUCUCUCUCUGUCACUUUCUUUCUUUCUCUCUCUCUCUAUCUCGAUCACUCUGUCACUUUUUCACGCUUUAUUUCACUUUCACUUUCACUUUCUCUCUCUCUAUCAAACCUUCUUUCCCUCAAUUUAUUUCUCUCUCUCUCUCUCUCUCUCUCUCUCUCUCUGUGUGUCUGUCUCUCUCUCGGUCACUGUCAUUUUCUCUCUCUCUCUCUUUUACUCUCUCUCUCUCUAUCACUUUCUCUCUCUCUCUCUCUGUCACUUUCUUUCUCUCUAUCUGUCACCCUCUAUUUCAGUCACUCUGUCCUUUUUUGCACUCUUUCUUUCACUUUCUCACUCUCUGUCACACACUCUCUCUUUUUGUCACUUUCUCUCUCUCUGUGUUACUCUCUCUUUCUGUCACUUUUUCUUUCUCUUUGUCGAACCUCCUUUUCUUCAUAUAUGACACAUAUUAA
Molecule: messenger RNA, 843 nt
Organism: Acanthosepion pharaonis
Lineage: Eukaryota; Metazoa; Mollusca; Cephalopoda; Sepiida; Sepiidae
Source: the annotation of a GenBank genome assembly